UCGAAAAGCUGCCCGAUAGAGGGGGCUAAAGCGCAGGCCCCCUUUUCAUUAAUGAGGCAUUGUAGGCUUCGUGGUCUGUUUCUGCGUAUCUGACCUUGUUUUUCUGCUUGUGCGACGUAGUAGCGAAACAAUUUGCAGCAUGUCUAAGGAGGCCCCGCGAGAACCGGAGCAGCUUCGCAAGCUCUUCAUAGGGGGGCUUAGCUUUGAAACCACUGAUGAGAGCCUAAGAGCUCACUUUGAGCAAUGGGGAGCCCUUACGGACUGCGUGGUGAUGAGGGAUCCCAAUACAAAGCGUUCAAGAGGAUUCGGGUUUGUCACAUAUUCUUCAGUGGAGGAGGUCGAUGCAGCCAUGUCUGCCCGACCUCACAAGGUGGAUGGCAGGGUUGUAGAGCCAAAAAGGGCGGUGUCCCGAGAGGACUCCUGUAGACCUGGUGCUCACAUGACUGUGAAAAAGAUCUUUGUUGGUGGCAUCAAGGAAGACACAGAGGAGCAUCAUCUCCGGGAUUACUUCAAGCAGUUUGGCAAAAUCGAAGUUAUCGAGAUCAUGACUGACAGAGCCAGCGGAAAGAAGAGGGGCUUUGCCUUUGUGACAUUUGAUGACCAUGACUCGGUUGACAGGAUCGUCAUUCAGAAAUACCACACAGUGAACGGCCAUAACUGUGAAGUCAGAAAAGCUCUAUCAAAACAAGAAAUGAUGACUGCAGGUAUGAAUAUGAGAGGACGGGGAGGGGGCAGCGGUAGCGGAGCUGGAAACUUCAGCCGCGGCGGUGGAUAUGGAGGUGGCUUUGGAGGAGGAAGAGGCAGUGGGAGUAACUAUGAAGGAGACGAUUACAAUGGUUUUGGGGGCGAUGAUGGAUACAGUAGUGGCCCUGGUUAUGGAGGGAGCCGUGGUUAUGGUGGAGGCCAAGGAUAUGGGAACCAAGGAGGAGGGUAUGGAGGAAAUGGAGGGUAUGAGAACUACAACCAUGGUGGAGGAGGUGGAAACUUUGGCAGUGGGAACUUCGGAGGGGGCAGCUAUAAUGACUUUGGCAAUUACAACAGCCAGUCCUCUUCGAAUUACGGCCCGAUGAAAGGAGGCGGUGGCUUUGGUGGCAGGAACAGCGGCGGCCCGUACGGUGGGGGUUAUGGUGGCGGUUCUGGUGGCUACGGCGGGGGAUCUGGAGGCCGCCGGUUCUAAUUGAGAGGAAUCAGUACUUAGGAGAGGAGAGCCAGAGAAGUGACAGGGAAGCUGCAGGUUUACUCCCUAUUUCUGCUCAGCCAAGCGCAGUUGUGGCAGGUUUCAGCUGCGACAUGAAGAGAAGUGCUCAUAAAAUAGAGAAGAAAAAAAAUCAUGUCGGAGGCGGGGGGGGGGCUUAUGUAGUUGCUUUUUGUGUGAAGUGUAAAACAUUCCAGGGGUUUUUGUAAUUUUUUUUUUUUUUUUUUUUUUUUUUUUUUUGUAAUGCCCAUCUGGUGUUUUUAAUGUAACAGACAAAUCAAGUUGAAAUAAACCAUCUUUCAGUUUUUUUUAAAUAAAUGUGCGUUUAAUUUAACAUAGGUGGGAGAUUUUAAUAUGGUGUCCUUAAAGGGAAUGCCUCGGGUGCCUUUGAAUUGCUGUUCAUUCGCUUAAUCUGGUCACCUGUGAAUCUGGCGUCCUGUUCUGUAACAUGCCACGGCCCUUCUGUAGCGGCUGGGUUGCGAUGAUGGUCAUUAUUCUUGAGUUAUGAAGACUUUUCUGCUUGUGUGGUAUACUGUAAAUCCUCCCUUUUUAGAAUUGCACCUUUAGGAGUGCAUGGAGUAUGACUGUGGUUCAAACAGCCUUGGUUUCUCUCUUUGCAAAAUACAGCAUGCAAGAUAAAGGGUUCGAAUUGAGUCUAGAUCUUUAAGCAUUGUUCAGGUUCCUCCAACACUAUAUAUCAUUGCCAUGGUCUUGGAAGCCUCGUCUCUCCAUCAAAGACCUUUCGAUGUUCAAAGCGGGACAGGAAAGCCAUUCCUAGGCCUGUAGCUACUGUCACCCUGGGCGCCGGUGGCUUAGCUUACAUGCAGAGCUUGAGGCUAGGCUUGGAAGCCAGCUGAGGGAAAGAAGUAGCAAGAUCUUCGCAAGAAGCCAGUGACGCAGGGGACAGUCUUUGAGUACAGAAGGUUGCUCUUUUAAGAAUAGACAGCAUCAGCUACGAGGGGUAUUUUAUACCAUACUAGUAGGUAAGAACAGAUUUUUCAACUUUACUAUUUGUAUGUUUGCCGAAAUACUAAAUAGCAGAUCAGAGUUUGUUUCACACAGUGUGUUCACUUGAAGUGGUGAAAUUGAGUCUUGUGUUUUCCUUUUUUUAAGGGGUAAUGUUUUCUGGGUAAGUAUGGGAUACAGCUCUAUUUGAGUGGUCAUUUGAUAUCCCUGUUUGAUACAAACCCUGACUGCUUGAAUCAACACUUAAUGUUUAAAUUGUCUGGAUUUUGGUUCUGAAUUGUGUUAUCGGCCAUUUUGGUAAAAUCCUGUCCGCUCGUAGCAGUAAUGCAUGCAUUGUUUGGUAGGACAUGUUUGUGAAGCCAGGGUUUAAUGCUAAAACAUCGAAGCAGCAAAAUUUAUGUUGUCAUCAAAUUUGUGAAGUUUCUAAUAUUUCUUUUGUUCUUAUUUUCAGCCAUGUGAAUAAUGUUGGCACACGAAGAAUGCUAGACGUCUGCGCUUCCUGCACUUUACUCAAGGGGAAAGAUGAGAGGACCUGAGUGUGUGGGAGCACCAUUUGAAGCUGUAGCUGCUGGGCAGCCUUUUUAUGUAAUAAAACUUUUUUUUAUAAUA
Paramormyrops kingsleyae is the source of this 2770-nucleotide messenger RNA. RefSeq names its product heterogeneous nuclear ribonucleoproteins A1 homolog. Lineage: Eukaryota; Metazoa; Chordata; Actinopteri; Osteoglossiformes; Mormyridae. The record is from RefSeq and is a predicted model, not a curated record. Gene Ontology annotation, molecular function: mRNA 3'-UTR binding. Gene Ontology annotation, biological process: mRNA splicing, via spliceosome. Gene Ontology annotation, cellular component: catalytic step 2 spliceosome.